Molecule: messenger RNA, 306 nt
Organism: Macrosiphum euphorbiae (potato aphid)
Lineage: Eukaryota; Metazoa; Arthropoda; Insecta; Hemiptera; Aphididae
Source: the annotation of a GenBank genome assembly
AUGAAAAUGGUGGCAGCGCCGGCCGAUUCUCAAUCAAAUAGUUUUUGUGUCGCCAUUCUUAAGUGUAUAAUGUGUUGUGCAGUGCAACGACAGUCCGGCGAAACAGGUCUUAAUCCAGUAUUAUUUACUUCCUGUCCGACCGUCAGCCGGCAUCCCGAGAAUUACGAUCCGAGGACGACGCAUCAAGAUAAGACGUUAUCAGUCACUCAGCGACGUUGGUAUGGUGGAGUGGGAAUGUAUGGCACCUUCCCGCUCCAAUCGUCCGUAUUUUUGUCGGAUAUUACAAUGAAGAAAAAUAAAUAUUGA